ACCGCCUUCACCGCCCCGCCCGAGCAGGUGCCCGAGAGCCUGUCCAACCAGAAGCGGCGGGUGAAGGUGCUGAAGCAGGAGCUGGGCGGGCUGGGCAUCAGCAUCAAGGGCGGCAAGGAGAACAAGAUGCCCAUCCUCAUCAGCAAGAUCUUCAAGGGGCUGGCGGCCGACCAGACCCAGGCGCUGUACGUGGGCGAUGCCAUCCUGGCCGUCAAUGGCACGGACCUGCGGGACGCCACGCACGACGAGGCGGUGCAGGCGCUCAAGCGGGCGGGCAAGGAGGUGCUGCUGGAAGUGAAGUACAUGCGAGAAGCAACUCCAUAUGUGAAGAAAGGUUCUCCAGUUUCAGAAAUCGGUUGGGAAACGCCUCCACCCGAGUCCCCGCGGUUGGGUAGUGCAUCCUCUGACCCACUGUCGCAGCUUUCCCUCUCUGUCAACAGAGACAAAAAAACAAUUCCGCUCAAAAUGUGUUAUGCGACACACAACAUGGCAGUGUCGGACCCAGAAAACAGACUUAUUGAAGUCCAUUCACCUGAUGGCAAGCACACUGUGGUACUAAGGAGUAAGGAUUCAGCCACAACCCAGGCCUGGUUCAAUGCUAUCCACUCCAGUAUCAAUGAUCUCAUCCCCAGGGUGGUUGCAGAAGUCAGAGACCAGCUGGGUAAAACAGGGAUCGCUGGAAGUCGAGAGAUUAGGCACCUAGGCUGGCUUGCAGAAAAGGUGCCAGGAGAGAAUGAGAAGCACUGGAAACCAGCACUAGUUGUCCUGACUGAGAAGGACCUUUUAAUAUAUGAGAGCAUGCCACGAAUGAAGGAAGCUUGGUUCAGCCCUCUUCAUACCUACCCCCUGCUAGCAACCAGGUUGGUCCACUCAGGCCCAGGGAAAGGAUCUCCACAGUCAGGGGUGGAUUUAUCCUUUGCAACCCGCACUGGAACAAGGCAAGGGAUUGAAACUCAUCUCUUCAGAACAGAGACUAGCAGAGACCUCUCCCUGUGGACAAGGAACAUAGUGCAGGGCUGUCACAACUCAGCUGAGCUCAUCACAGAAAUCACAACCUCUUGUACCUACAAAAACCAGGAGUGCCAUCUGACCAUCCACUAUGAGCACGGGUUCUCUCUCUCAACUGAACCGCAAGAUGGUGCCUUCUCUAAAACAAUUGUACAGUAUCCCUAUGAAAAACUAAAAAUGUCCUCCGAUGAUGGGAUUAGGAUGCUUUAUUUAGACUUUGGAGGAAAGGAUGGAGAACUUCAACUGGACCUGCAUUCUUGUCCGAAACCAAUUGUGUUCAUCAUUCAUUCCUUCCUUUCAGCUAAGAUUACGAGACUUGGUUUGGUAGCAUAAGUGGGAUUCAUCUGUUUCCUAAAAGAAAAAUGGAGCUGCCAUGCUAAUCUGAAGUACAAUCAACAUUAAAAGCCUGUAGCUGCUAGCAGUGUACAAAAGACUGGAGUUCCAUGCAGGGACUUUAGCUCUCGUGAUUUCUGACAAUUUUCCAAGGUACAGCCUUCAUUUUGAAAAGGAGGCCCAAAAAAAAGAACACACACCAUGUUUAAAGACCAAGAACAGUCUUUUAAAAAUCACUGUUAAUUGCAGGAUACAACGUAGCUUAUUGUAAAUAAUGGCAAAAAAUUUAAAACCGCAUACUGUACAGUGGAAAUGAGCAGUGCCAUAUAGGUAGACAUUUCAAAAUCAUAAACUGUGCCUAUUUCGGAGUAUUUCUUUAUAAAAAGUAAGUAAGGGCUAAGCAGAAGACAGACCAGACACUAUCAGCUGCAAUUCAGUCAAGGUUUCAGUUUUGAAAUGUCAUAGUGAGUAGAGACUACAACAAUUUGCUUUUGAAACCUUUGUUACCUUCCUCCCAGUUUAUUCACUAUUUAAAUGUGUUACUGGUCUAGAUGAACCAUGUGAGGCAGCUGCUGGAGUACCCCAGCAGAUACAUUUUGGCUGGGUCCUGUAAACAGCCCUCAAAGGGCCCAACACUUCCCUAUUGCCCACACACGUAAAGCUAUCUGUGUAUGACGAAGUCUGAACAGCAAUAGCUAUAGGGAUCUAUCGAAAAGCCUGUCAAUCAGAAGAGAGCACAAAGGGGCAUGUUUCAUAAGUAUCCUUAAUUAAUGAGCACACAGGGUAAUUUUUUCAAAAGCACUCAAAAUUACUUAGGAGUUUAACUCCGUUGAAAGUCAGUUGUACCUAUGAUCCAUUUUGAAAAGGUCCCCAAAAUCCUUACAAGCUUUUGAAAAUGUUGCCAAAAAAUUAAGUUACUGUGCCCCACUUAAAAUCAUGAACUAGAACUGCCACUGUGUCCUGCUGUUAAAUCAGCUGAAUUGAAAUGGACUUCAUUAUUUAGCUCAGUAAAUUAAUUUAAAAUGCACUUUUGAGAUCCAAGUGGCUUAAAAUGUAUUAUUAGCAGUAAAAUGAAAAUAAAAUAUUGAUCAAAUAGAAUUUAUAUGGCUUUUAAACUGCAACAGAACUGCUUCAAAUAGGUCUUUAUAAUGUGUUGAUGAUAAGAAACAUGUUUUGAAAGCCAGAGCCUAUAAGAAGGUCACAGUGUAGCAUUGCAAUGGUUCAUUAUUGUUACACUUCAAAAGCCAAGUAAGUUCUAAAAUAAAUGCUACUCAUUGAGCAAAGGAAAAUAAAUUAAAUGCUCUAAACACAAUUUGUUUCCAUAUGAACUGUUUUAUGUUAAAGUUCUAAACAUAAUAACAAGGCCAAUGUUUCCACAUAUAAAAAUCUAUAUUUUUAUAAUGGGCUAACUAGUAAUAGAAACUCCUUUACAAGUUUUGAGAGAUGUUGGGUUAAAUUCACAAAUGUUGUAUUGUACUUGCAAACAUUACACCCAAAAGACGACAGCACACAAACUAAAUAUUUGAAAUAGUUCAGGUAGACCAAUUGUUUUCAGGAUUUUUUGUGAAGAUAACUAUUUUACUUUGAUUGGGACUUAGGUAAGGAACUAAAACUUUUUAGUUUCCAUCUAAAAAUAUGUAAAUUUAAAUAGUAUGCCAAUAUUUUCCAAUAGUGUGCAUUUCUAAUCUCCUCAAAACUGAUAUUCAUGCAGUUCCCUGGGGCAAAGUGUUAACUUAAGCCAGAAAGACUUUCACAAUACUCAUAUUGCCUCUUUUGGGAGACAAACGUAUGUCAUAUGUUUGGGGACUGGCCUUUGAUCACAAGUUCGUAUUUCAGUAGCAGCCUGUUCAGAGCAUGUAAAAAGUAAAUUCAAAAUUAUAUCCCUCUGUUAAAUCAUAAUAUCUUCCAAGUCACCCAAGCAAAGUGUUUUGUUUUAGUUUUGUACAAGUACAAAUACUUAAUGAAUUUGGAUCCAUAUUCCUAUGGAAAUUCCAGAGAUUAAAAAUAGCAACUGAUAUACUGUGGGUACGGUGAAAUGAAAAUGUAAAUUAUACUGCACUAUUUCCUUAUACCUUUUAACACUUAAGAUCACUGGAAUGUUAUAAAAUUACAUGUAUGUGCAUUGUAAAUAAUCAGAAUUCAUAUAUCUGUCAACAAAUAAAUUCCACGAUAUGUAAUCUAAGGUGCUCAGUACCAUAUGAAGUAUAAGUGAAUAACUAAAUAGUUUGCAAUGAAAGUGCAUAUUAUAUAUUUAUAGACAAAUUAAAAAAGGUAAUUACAAAUGUUAUUUCUUCAUUUACAGAUUUUGGACUGAUUCUUAUUUGGAUGGGUUUGACAAAUGAAAUAUGAACUUACUCUACAUUUAUAAAGAGUAUAGUUAAUAUUUAUAUUUUAGAGGAAAAGAAUAUAUUUAAUAAAAGUCAUUU
Messenger RNA from Alligator sinensis (Chinese alligator), 3767 nucleotides. RefSeq names its product syntrophin beta 1 (gene SNTB1). Gene Ontology annotation, cellular component: dystrophin-associated glycoprotein complex; intracellular anatomical structure; synapse. The record is from RefSeq and is a predicted model, not a curated record. Gene Ontology annotation, molecular function: protein binding; structural molecule activity. The transcript has 7 exons. The annotation marks the transcript as partial. Lineage: Eukaryota; Metazoa; Chordata; Crocodylia; Alligatoridae.